CAGCGAGUGAGCCGGAGGCUGAAAGAAGUUUUGUUUUGGGCGAGGUUUAUAAAUGGAUCAAAGCCUCCUCGAUAGUGCUAAUCUUCUCACAAGUCCUUCUCAAGACGAUGUUGCACAUCUCAGACGGAGCGAUGUUGUCGAGGCUGCUGGGACUCCUCGUCCUCUCCUCCCUCUGCUCGGCCAUGCUGAAACCAAAUUUCAAUGACUCCAGUGCAGAAGACCAUGGCACCAACUGGUCUCACCGCAGCCGUAGCAUGCCGAUGUCCUCCGGCUACAUGCCAUUCAGCGAGGGGCACCCUGACGACAUGGACUCCAAAGCGCAGAUGAACCAAGGCGACAUGUACUCUGGCGACACGGACUCCAAUGCGCCGAUGAACCAAGGCAACAUGUACUCUGACAACAUGGACUCCAACACACCAAUGCACUAUGGCAACAUCUACAACAUGAACACAGAGGACACAAACUCUGGAGACCCCCAAAAGACCAUAGAGUCCCGAAUGUUUGGAAGCACCGAUCCAAUGAUGCCCCCCAUGCCUGAUACUGGGAUCUGUGAAAUGCUGAUGAACUCGGCAGCGCCUGUUGAUCAGAUUCCUUUUUUCUGCCUCUGUUGGCACUGUAAGGGCACCGUGGGGCCCAAAGGAGACCGUGGAGACCGGGGCCCUGCGGGUGCACCUGGGAGUCCUGGAAGAAGAGGAAUGAUGGGGUUCCCUGGUCAACCAGGAUUUACAGGCAGUCAAGGGGUGAAGGGUCAGAAGGGAGACAUGGGGGAGAAAGGGCAGCCCGGCACUGUUGGUUUCACCGGGAUGAAGGGCAGCCGAGGCUUCAAAGGAGAAAAAGGGGAAUCAGGAAUGGAAGGCCCCCCAGGCUCACAGGGCCCUCAGGGAGAAACCGGUACGUGCCCUGCCUCCUGUGAGAGUGUCCAGGGUCCGCCAGGUCCACAAGGCCCCCCUGGAUCAGCCGGAGCCCGGGGCCUGCCUGGGGUCAAGGGAACCAUGGGACCCAAAGGUAUUAAGGGAAAUAAGGGUGACCUAGGUAGACCCGGCGACCCCGGCAUGGAUGGCCUGAAGGGUGAUCAGGGUGAGCAGGGGAUGUGUGAGUGCACAGAUGGAGCAGAUGGUGCUGAUGGGAGACCAGGAAGUGAAGGAGCUAAAGGGGACAAAGGUGACACUGGUGUCCAGGGUGUACAAGGCCCCAUGGGGCUAAAAGGCAAUGAGGGUGACAUGGGUCUCAUGGGGCCACCUGGGCCCUGCUCCCCAGCCAUCCAAUCGGCAUUCUCUGCAUGUAUUAAUGAGUCGUUUCCCAUUCACAACUGGCCUGUUGCUUUCCCAAUCAUCCUUACCAACCAGCAGGGGCACUUCAACCCACUCAUGGGCAUGUACACGGCCCCUGUCAAUGGCACCUACGUGUUCAGCUUCCACCUGGCAGUUGCCAAAAAGGUUCUUAAGGUCGGCCUGUAUCGCGAACACUACCCCAUGGUGAGAGCAACAGAAACAACCCACCAGUCCACCACCAGCCAGACUGUCGUCCUCCACCUCAUCAUGGGACAACGGGUGUGGCUGCAAGUGAAGGACGAGACCACUAACGGCAUGUACACCGACGCUGAGAACAGUGGCACGUUCUCCGGAUAUCUGCUGUACCCCGACUCCUGUGAUAUGCCCAUGGGCCGACAUCACUGGCCUCAGAAAAUUAGAACAGGAUUCAAGUGGGACUCUCCUUCCUCAUCUACCACACCUUCCCCCACCCCUCCACAAUAGCAGGCUCCAGUCAGUCAGUCACUCAGUUACAGCAAGGCAUCCACACACAUCCAAUCAAACACAGUGUAUUUAUAGCUGCAAGUUUUAGAGGGGUAUUCUGUCACACAGAACAUUUAAGUGACAUUCAAUAUUCAAUCUCUUCCAUUUGUGGACUGAAUCUGAGUUGUUCUUGACAUGAGGUAAAAGGCAGGGUGGACAAAAUAGCCAAUAUGAGUUUUGUUAUUACACCACAAAAAAUAACAGUAAUAAUCAUGCUUAUCAAGUCCUGUUUUAAUAGCCAUGCAAGUGACUGAACCAUGAGGCUGACAUUGGUGGUUUGUGGUGAAAUAUCUCAAAAACUAUUGAAUGGAUUUCCAUGAAAUAUGGUUUAGAAAUUCAUGUUUCCUGCAGGGUCAAGUGUAAUCACUUUGGUUCAUUUUGGGUGGGGGGUGGCAUGUGUGUUAAUAAACUCAAAACAGCCUGUUGUACUGGAGUUCUGGAAACCACAUAACAACAUCAAUAAACUAUAAGAUUUUUAAAGAAAUGAAGAAGAAUAUGAUGAAGAAAAUAGCGGGAAAAUACCCCCCCCCUCUAAAAUGUGGACAUAAAUUCACUCUUAUAAUUCAACACUCACUGAAAUAUGAAAUCGCAUGUAGGCUUAGUCGUACCAGUUUGACAAAUGCAUUUGAUCAUGCACUCUGAAGUCUGUGUAAGGCAAAAUCACUGAUUUCUUUCUAAACAUAUUAAACAUGUUAGAAAAUACUUGUUGAAAACAUGAAAAGACUGAACUGUGUAGUGCUGAAUUGUGGAGUUAGAUUGCUCAACAUGUGUCCAGGUUUUUUGAGUAGACCCUGUAUUUAUUAGUCAGAAAACCCUAAGACAGCUUGCAGAAAGUAGCAAACUCAUCGGUUUGGGCCACGCACCCAUACUGUCAUAUACUGCAUACCCUGGUAAAAUUUCAGAAAGGUAUGAAGGUAUGAAAAAGUAGAUACUGCCCAUGCCUUGAAAGAAUAUAAGGCAAUAUAUGAACAUUCACAUCCUGGAUUAGUGUAGUUCUGGCUAAUAAAUCCUUAAUUUUGCUUUUGGAAGAAGCAGCUUUACAAUCAGGUCAAGGAAAUACUUAAAAAAAAUCCCAAAACAACCCAAAGUCAAAAAAUAACAGAAGCUGUGGGUCAAUCUAGACAACUCACCGAGGAUCUGUUGAAGGCUUAAGCCUCACUGAUCUCUGUUUUAGGGCUGUUUCCAGCCCAUCAGUUUAUCUCCAUGGUCUCUAUGGUAAUGGUGGUGAGUACAAUGAUCUCUGGCAACCAAAAUGGCUCACUUGGUUGCCAGGCUUGAUGAAUUGCACAUCAGAAUCGGCUGCAUUGUGGGUUGAUCGGAUGCCUGAGGUUGACACUGGCCCAAAACCAGCUAACUGAAGUUGAUUUUUACCAGAGAUUGGUCCAAGGCCUUUCGCCCAAUGCCCAUCUUUUUCAGUGCCAGAACACAACUAACUGUGCCAACGCUCAGCCACGAAGGAGCCAACUCAGCUGGCUGCCUUGGUCAUAAGCCCCUUUUACGCUGCCUCUUCAAGGCAUGAAUUUCAUACCUUUAUGUCGCCUGUAUAAAAAGUACAGUCGCGGAAUGGGGGAACAGAGGUGUCUAACCUUUGAGCCGACAGCGGAGAUAAUAACAGUGUCACAACAACGUCUGUGUAAACGAGACAGCCAGCAGGAUGGGACCAUGGAUGACAUGGGUGUGACGUUUUGACAACUUUAUGUGUGCGACCCACCCCCAGGAGAUUUAAAAAGCAGCUGAUAGCAGUUAGCAGCUAACUCAAAGAAGAACAGAAAAAACGAAAAACAAUGAAAAUAGUUAGGUCCAGGAGCUCCUUACCCUUCAAGCAGAGGACGAGAACGAGGUAAAUGACUGUUAUUGCCCUGUUAUUCCCAUUGUUAUAAAGUGUUGCCGAUGCCUUUGUUAAACUUCACACUAAAGGGUUAUGAUGUUGCCGUUGCUUGGUUCUCUGAAAAAAAUGCAAAGGCAGCAUAAAGAAGGGACAGCAUAGCAGCCCAACAGCAUGAUAUCUAUGUAAAAAGGGCUAUAGAUAAACUAACUGAAACUAUAAAUAAGAGUCAUAUUUGUAAAACUGAUUUUUCCUUUAAGUGUGAGUACAAAUAUGACAGUUCAAAGCACCAGUGUGUAGGCUUUAGUGGCAUCUAGUGGUGAGGCUGCAGACUGCAACCAACUGAACACCCCUCCACCCAACCCUCCUUUUCCAGGCAUGUAGGAGAACCUACAGUGGCCUUCACUUUGAUAUAAAAACGCCUAAGUCCCUCUCCAGACAAGGCUUUCAAACGAAGGCUGGGACACAGUGUCAUAUCACAUGUUAUCAUUAAAGUAAAACACACAUGCAUUCAGUGUGGUCUGCACUUGCUCAAAGCCUAAAUAGCUGGUGCACUAUCAUAGAACGGAGGAGUCCGCAAUCAGCCUUGGGUCAGAAUAUUUGUUGUAGGAGAAAUACAGAUAUAGGUGAAGAUAACAGAUCUGCAAAUAUCGAAAAGAUCUAUAAUAUAUGAUGAUAAACAAAAAACUUUAAAUUGUAUUGACCGCCGCUCCGAGCAUACCCAAAAAUUUCUGUCAGGCUGAGAACACCCAAUGAGCACCUGAGCGAACACCAUCCCUUUAUUUCUGGUGUUGUCUGCUGUAACCCUCCAACAUCACAGCUCCAGUCGCAUUGCACAUGUGUCAUAACCAAUAGCACCAAUGGGUCAAAGACUGUGUCUAAGAUAAAGAAAUUCUUAGUUUCACGGUGACUUCUGAAACAUAACUAUAAAUAUUAUAUUCAAUUCCUACGCACCGCUCCUAUAAAUUUUAAUAAGUAAGUUUUUCAAUUUAAGUCAGGUACCCGUCACACUCCAUCAAAAAUUAAGGAUUAGAGUAAGAGUAACUCAUUUGUAUUGAAAUACAUCUGCAAAACUAAGAGCGCUGAUUUAGUAGCAGAGAUUGUGACAGGAAUUUUAUUUUUUGGUAGAAAAUGUAAAUAUGUGAAUCGGCACUGUGGGUUACGGUAAAAUCAGACAGUUUGCUGAGAUGGAGGUUUGUUAGUUAAAAGGUUUAAAUGGCGAAGGAGCAGUAAGGAAGGUGCUGUGAAGGACAUAAGAUGGUGGAGAAAUGAAGUCAUGUACAGGUGGGGUCCUGGGCUGGUUAAAGAGUAAUGGGUAAUGUUUUGUCAACAGUGAAAUUCUCCAUAAAAUGAGUGAAAAUAGUCUUGAGAGUGACAAACUGCAAAAAAUAAUCUAUUUAAACAGACACCCAGAUUAAGUCUGGGAGAAAAAAAAUAUUGCUUCAUGAAACAAACAUGAAUAAAUGAGCCGUUGGAGUGAGAGCAUUUCUAAAAGAAGAUUAACUGGUUUUAAAACUUGAAUACCAGUGCAGAGGCUGAGUGAGACUGCACAGAGAACCAGUGGAAUUGACAAACUAAAAAUCAAAAUGAAUAAAAAUGCCAAUAAUAGCCAAUGAUUUAUAAAACUCACUGUGAUGAAUUAAAAACACAUCAGAAAUAAGAGCUGUGAUUCUUGAGUGCUGUAGGACAGCUACAGGUGAAUUCUGGACGUUUUUGAACGAUGCAGGUGGGGAACUGAAGAAAGAAACAUGAUACAACAUAUUCAAACCCUCACUGAGGUGUUUUGAGCAAUGAUGUAGUUGUGUGUCACAUGCUGCACUCUGUCCACUGUGGUUUUUGUCUGAUAAUUAAAAGUUGACUUUU
This is a messenger RNA of Epinephelus moara (kelp grouper), 5481 nucleotides long. Its product is annotated as otolin-1-like. The transcript is spliced from 5 exons. Bases 108 to 1754 code for a protein of 548 amino acids. Gene Ontology annotation, molecular function: protein binding. NCBI's taxonomy places the organism in Eukaryota, Metazoa, Chordata, Actinopteri, Perciformes, Serranidae. The record is from RefSeq and is a predicted model, not a curated record.